GGCAUCACAAUCCCUGACUUCAAACUCUACUACAGAGCUACAGUACUGAAAACAGCGUGGUACUGGCACAAAAACAGAUAAGAGGACCAAUGGAACUGAAUAGAAGAACUGGAUAUCAAUCCACACAUCUUCGAACACCUGAUCUUUGAUAAAGAAGCAAAAAAUAUCAAAUGGAAAAAAGAAAGCAUAUUUAACAAGUGGUGCUGGCAUAACUUGAUAUCAACAUGUAGGAAAAUGAAAAUAGACCCAUAUCUAUCACCAUGCACAAAACUCAAGUCCAAAAGGAUCAAAGACCUCAACAUAAAGCCAGCCACACUGAACCUUAUAGAAGAGAAAGUGGGAAAUACACUUGAAUGCAUGGUCACAGGGAACCACUUCCUAAAUACUACCCCAGCAGCACAGACACACUGAGAGAAACAAUUAAUAAAUGGGACCUCCUGAAACUGAAAAGCUUCUGUAAAGCAAAGGACACGGUCAACAAGACAAAACGACAGCCUACAGAAUGGGAAAAGUUCUUCACUAACCCCACAUCAGACAGAGGUCUGAUCUCCAAAAUAUACAAAGAACUCAAGAAAUUGGACACCAAAAGAACACAUAAUCCAAUUAAAAAGAAUGGAGUACAGACCUAAACAGAGACCUCUCAACAGAGGAAUCUAAAAUGGUUGAAAGACACUUAAGGAAAUGUUCAACAUCCUUAGUCAUCAGAGAAAUGCAAAUCAAAACAACUCUUGAGAUUCCGUCUUACACAUGUCAUAAUGGCCAAGAUCAAAAACACUGAUGCUGGAGAGGUUGUGGGGAAAAGGGAACACUUCUGCAUUGCUGGUGGAAAUGCAAGCUGGUACAACCCCUUGGGAAGUAAGUAUGGCGAUUUCUCAGAAAAUUAGGAAACAACCUUCCUCAAGACCCAGUAAUACCACUUUUGGGUAUAUAUCCAAAGGAUGCUCAAUUGUGCCACAAGGUCAUGUGCUCAACUAUGUUCAUAGCAGCAUUGUUUGUCAUAGCCAGUACCUGGAAACAACCUAAAUGCCCUUCGACUGAAGAAUGAAUAAGGAAAAUGUGGUACAUUUACACGAUGGAGUACUACACAGCAGAAAAAAAUAACGACAUCUUGAAAUUUGCAGAAAAAUGGAUGGAGCUAGAAAACAUUAUUUUGAGUGAGGUAACCUAGACACAGAAAGACAAUUAUCACAUGUACUCACUCAUAGGUGGUUUUUAAACACAAAGGAAUGAAAGCCAGCCUACAAACCACAAUCCCAGAGAAUUUAGACAACAAUGAGGACCCUAAGAGAGACUUACAUAGAUCUAAUCUACAUGAAAAGUAGAAAGUAGAAAAAGACAAGAUCUCCUAAGUAAAUUGGGAGCAUGGGGACCUUGGGAGAGGGUUGAAGAGGGGAGGGGAGCAGAGAAAAAUGUAGAGCUCAAUAAAUAUCAAUUAAAAAACAGGGGAGAAAGGGAAAAGUUAAAAUUUUAAGACUCAGGUGGCAGGUUUAGCUGUGAAGAUCUGUCAACAACUGUCUCAAGAGAGGGGCUCCUGGGAUGAUCAAGCAUAUUAUCUCAUUAAGGGAAUAAUUAUUCCUCUCAUCUCCUUAGCAUGUCUUCAGGCAUACUGGCUUUCCUGAGGAGUGGUCUCUUGCUCAAGUGAUAGACAGGUUGGACUAACCCUUAAAGCAAGAGACGAUAAUAUUUACUAUUUCAAUUUCUCAAAGAUUAAAUUAUCACGUCUCCAGUUAGGGUCAGUGGUCAAAGUCAGAAUUCAUUCUUUUGACCAGAGGGACACACUUCCCUUUAAUGGGCCCCAAGCAAGCCCUGAUCUGUCUACACUUCCUUUCUUCUCCUUUCAGGUCAAGCUGCUUUAUUACAUACAUCUCAAAUAAUUUAAUACAGCAUCCAUCUUGCAUCUAGUCUCCUUUCAGUACACUAACUUUAUCAUUAAGUAUAAGAGACGAGGGGAGCCUUGGGGAGAUAGCUCAGUGGGGGAGGGUGCUUUCUGUCCAAGCAUGAGGAGUUCAUUACAGGUGAGAGCUUAAGACUCCUGCAGUCUUCAGACCUCCAGCUCUGCCACGGCAGGAAUUCCCUUCUCCAUCCCAUCCCCCAAAAGUAAUUAAAAAAAUUCCAUCUAGAUUUUUCUUUGAAAUCUAGAUAGUGGGGCAUUGAAACAUGAAUAGAUUUAAAUCUAUUCUUUUUUAAAUAAAUUUUUUGUUUGUUGGUUUUUGAGACAAGGUUUAUUUGUGUAGUUCUGGCUGUCCUGGACCAGGCUGGGCUAGAACUCAAAUUAGUCUGCCUCCGCCUCCCUAGUGGUGGAAUUAAAUGCAUGUGCCAUCACCGCCCAGCUAAUAGAAUGAAUUCUACGCAAAGGAGUCAAAAUAAAAUCUAGCCAAUAACAUCUGCGCCUAGGAAUGUUCUCAGUAGAAAAACAGCAGAAGACCUACGUUUAAAUUCAUCUUCUGCAUUUCCGGAAAGAAUCACAGGAUAAAGUGGGACAAGCAUUUUGGAUGAAGGAAAAGAAACUAAAGAGAUAUACAUACUUAAUACUACCUGUAAUUAUUUUCAACAUAUUGGCUCAGAUAAUAAAAAAACACGCAUAUUAUGUAUGGAAAAGAAGUUAACGUUAAAUACUGGGGGUAACUAAUAAUAAAGGUAGGACCACGACUUUUAGAGGUCAUUGUUCUAAACCAACAUUGCUAUAGAUAGAGGUCAGCCCGCAGCCCACAUAGCUUUCUCCCAGCUAGCUGUAUCUGCAAACCUCACUGGGCCUAGUGCUUACACGUGGGCCCUGAAUGUGGCGCCCAACCUAGAUUUAAACUCUUUGCGUAGCUGAGGGUGACCUUGAACUUUUUCCUGGUCCUCUCGCUUUCACCACCCCCAUGUUGGUUGGUUUUUUUCUGAGAGUCAAGAAACGGGCGUUGGCCGGUCCCCACCAUUUCCAAAGACCCUAACAGACAAGGAGUGUGCCCAUUACCACGUGGGGGAGGAGUUCGGCCAAGAGCCGCCGACUCCAGGCCACACCACACAGGCCCGGCUCGCCAGGAUUCACCGAAACCUCGCCUCUUGCUAGGCAACCGAAUCUCCACGGCGACCGGAAGAGGAAGAUGCAGUGCUGCCAGGAACCGCGUAGGGCGGGCGCACGCAGUCUCCCUGGGCUCCGCGGAGACAGGGAUACACAGCGUCCCGGUCACCAUGAAAACAGGCCACACCCCGGCCAUCCCGGCCCGUGCCUGCCCAGUGCGCAGACGCACAUGCCGUCCCGCGCAUGAGCAGUGCGGCUUGGAGCCCGCCAGCCCGUGUCUCCGGCGCCAGCUACGCCGCUGUGGCUGUCACUAUGGCCCAUUACAAAGCCGCCGACUCGAAGCGCGAGCAGUUCCGGAGGUACUUGGAGAAGUCGGGGGUGCUGGACACGCUGACGAAAGUGUUGGUAGCCUUAUAUGAAGAGCCAGAGAAGCCCACCAGUGCUCUGGAUUUUUUAAAGCAUCACUUAGGAGCUGCUACCCCGGAAAGCCCAGAAAUAGAGCUGCUUCGCCUAGAAUUGGCAGAAAUGAAAGAGAAAUAUGAAGCUACUGUAGAAGAAAAUAAAAAACUGAAAGCAAAGCUUGCUCAGUAUGAGCCACCUCAGGAGGAGAAGCGUGCUGAAUAGGAUUCUUCUCAGUUGAAAAGACACUGAAAACUGGUUUUGUAUCACUUGAAUAGCUUGUAUAGUAUAUAAUCUUUCCUGAAAAGAUGCUAUAAACUUUUAAUAUGUAAAAUCCACUCACCACACUUUAAUGUUAUAAACACAUAUACAUAGAAUCACCAAUAAAAACUCAAUAUAA
This is a messenger RNA of Alexandromys fortis (reed vole), 3806 nucleotides long. RefSeq names its product MYC binding protein (gene Mycbp). Gene Ontology annotation, cellular component: nucleus. Gene Ontology annotation, molecular function: transcription coactivator activity. The transcript has 5 exons. Gene Ontology annotation, biological process: regulation of DNA-templated transcription. The record is from RefSeq and is a predicted model, not a curated record. NCBI's taxonomy places the organism in Eukaryota, Metazoa, Chordata, Mammalia, Rodentia, Cricetidae. Bases 3251 to 3631 code for a protein of 126 amino acids.